Molecule: messenger RNA, 1512 nt
Organism: Eucalyptus grandis
Lineage: Eukaryota; Viridiplantae; Streptophyta; Magnoliopsida; Myrtales; Myrtaceae
Product: U-box domain-containing protein 33
Exons: 3
Coding region: 181-1275 (364 amino acids)
Biological process (GO): protein phosphorylation
Molecular function (GO): protein kinase activity; ATP binding
Source: RefSeq, a predicted model, not a curated record
AUAUGAAUGAAAACGAUGCGCGAGAAGUGCUCGAGGAGGAGUGACGACUUGUGCUAAAGCGGAGGUAGAUAUCAUCAAAGGCGGGCCAAAAGAUCGCAGGAAGUAUUACGGGUAAACUUUAAGAGGAAGUAUCUGCAGAGAGUAUAUGCUGAGAAGUUGGAGGAAGAACUUGAGAAGGUGAUGCAAGAACUUCGCAUUGCCCUGGCCCAGAAAUCACAGCUGGAGUACCAAUUCGUGGAGACCGACCAGAGCAGAAAGGAGUUGGAGCUGAAAAUCAUUGCAAGCGAUGAAAUUUUGCGGACUUUUAUACAAGAGAGAGAGCUGUUGCAGAUCGAUCUCGAGAAUGCACUCCAAAAGGCCGAGGAGGUGAGCAGAAGAAAAGGAGAUUCCUCGGGCACAAAGUACUUCUCCGAGUUCUCCUUUACCGAAAUUGCAGAAGCUGCGCAGAACUUCGACCCAUCCUUGAAGAUCGGAGAAGGUGGUUGUGGGAGCGUGUAUAGAGGUUUCCUUCGACAUACGCCAGUGGCAAUAAAGAUCAUGAAAUGUCCUAGCAAGCAAGGUUCACAAGAAUUUUUACAGGAGGUCGAUGUGUUGAGAGAGGUGAGGCAUCCUAAUCUCAUCACCCUCAUCGGCACUUGUCCCGAGCCCUGCACUCUUGUUUACGAAUAUAUACCAAAUGGUAGCCUCGAAGAUUGGCUCCGCAGCAGCGAGAGGGCGAAGCAGCUGCCGUGGCAAGCCCGAAUACGCAUUGCCACAGAGCUCUGCUCCGCCCUGGUCUUCCUCCACUCUUGGAAGCCUCACAGCAUCGUCCAUGGGGACGUCAAACCAGGGAACAUCCUAUUGGACGCGCACCUCGUGAGCAAGCUCAGCGAUUUCGGCAUCUGCCGAUUGCUGUCUGGCAGCAAGCAGUGGAGCAACAACACCACCAUCAUGCAUCUGACCAACCCAAAAGGGACGUUCGGGUACAUGGACCCUGAGUUCCUCGUCACGCGAGAGUUCACAACGAAGUGCGACGUCUAUUCUUUCGGGAUUAUACUGCUUGAGUUAUUGACGAGGAGACCCGCCUUAGGAAUAGCGAAGGCAGUGCGAAGGGCAAUUACCACGGGGACUUUGGAGGCCAUCUUCGAUCCACUGGCUGGAGAGUGGCCCUAUACGCUGGCCGAGGAGUUGACUCAUUUGGCUUUGAGGUGCUGCGAGAUGACCAGAAGGAAUAGGCCGGAUCUCCGGUCGGAUGUGUGGACGGUGCUCCAAUCGAUCCGAGCUUACCGUCAAUAAACCUAGACUUCCUAGUUCUCGGAAAUCGAGCGAUAUACAUGUUGUGGUUGUGUACUUGAUCUUUAAGUAAAUAGACUUACCGGGUCAUGUGUCGAAGUCAUCCGCGAGUACCGGCUGAUAUGUGUGUAUUCACAAGCACAGGUCGUUUGUUAUGUUAUGUAUUAUCUUGUUGAAAGUUCUCCCUGUAUGUACCCACCAAUUUUCUUAUGAAUAGAUUUUUUUCACAUGCAUUAAGUA